CUAUAAAGAAAAAAGCUUCUCCAAUACAAAAAAUGAUCUUUCCUUUGAGAUUAGUUCCACAUUUUAGUACAACACAGUAACGUUUCGAAACUUUUCCCAUUCGUUUAGUUAACAUUGAACAGUAUUGAUGUGUUUCCGCGUGCACUUCCCACACACUUCCUAGCGAUUUUGCAAAUUGAUUAUCAAUAGUCAAUAUGAGAACAAGAAACACGGUUAAAGUUUCUGGCGGAAAUGGAAACAAUACGCAGAAACGGAAAUACACUCGUCAGCCCAGAAACAAAUCACACACAACAGCAAACAGGAAUUCGGGUUUAGAUGAUUUCCAGCCAGAGCAAGAUCAAGUAAGCAUCGCACAAAUUAACGACGUGCCUGUUCUAUCCGUUAAAGAGGAAAGUAAAACCUCUGAUGAGCCACUGAACUGUCGAAAUCUAAAAACCGAGUUUGGUGCGGAUGUGGUCAGCAACCUAAAGACAGAACCAUCUAACCAACUGCUUCAACAGCGGGAAGCAAAUGAAUCCUUGGUUUUGUUUGCUCGAAGUUUGAAUCAAGUAAAGAAUGAGGUAAUUGAUACUGAAAACCAGGGAAGCAACGUAAUUGAAGGGAAUGAUAUCACAGCGUACAGCUCGCUAGGAAAUAAUGAAUCAUCGACAAUCGUGUAUCCCUAUGAAGCAAAGCCGGAAAGCAACGUGACCGCUUUGAACGCGCCUAAUCCUGCAACAUGUACCAGUAUACCUAAAACCGAAAACCUUUUCAAUAGCCAGCCAAAUCAGAAACCUAGUUGUUUUAACGGUGCUUACAAACUGUAUCGAUUUAUGGUUUGUGAAUGGUUUUACAGCCAUAUUGAUCGUCCACUAUUCGCGGAACAAAGCUACAAAAACUGUAAUCUCAGUACAAUGGUAAAAGAACAAUAUCCGUCACUUUUCACCCGUUCGCUGAAUCGCAUCCAGUGGAACUAUAUCCGUAUGAAGCUCCCAAAGGAAAGGCCGGUUCGUCGCUUGUCGCACGCGUUUCUUCACCACGAGCGAAUUAAUCUGGAGCGUCGCCGUGAAAAGUUGCGCUUUCUGAUGGAAGACUCAAUGUUUGAAUAUUUGGACGACGACAUACCGUCGGCCAUUCCAAAACCGAUCGACAUCGGAAGCACAGUGAGAGGUACCACGUUUAUACCGCACUAUGGAUCACAUACGGGGCAGGUCAUUGGCGUGGAAAACCGGAACAUCCCAUUGUUUCGCGUUCGCUUUAGGAACGACAGCGAGCAACUAAUUCCAGACUACCGGGUAGCGCUUGAGCAGUUUUUUCACAUUGCAGAAGCUUUGGACACUGUUUCAGUAACCUCCAAACACCUGAAACAAAUCGCAUUGCAGGAAAUAAAUCUUAUAGAAAAAUUUCGUUUGUUACAUGCGUUGGAAAAUAUUCGGCUCAACCUAGCCGCCCGUCAUGCAACGGGAUUUCUAAACGCAGUGCAAGACAAGGAACAGAUCGAAGCGUAUGAUCAGACCGUCCGUAAGCUUAUGCAUUUGAAUCGGAAUUUGUUGCAGCUGAUGAAACAGAUCUCCACCGACUAUGAACAGUACAUGGCCGAACCCCUGACGGCGAACGAUGAGGAUGACGUACCCGUGGUGGAUAAGUAUGUUAUGGACGAAGCCAAUCAGCUGCUAGCGGCGUACACAAAGUUGGACCAAAUUGACAACAGCCCUGUGGCCGAUCUGCUGUGGCGGGAAACUAUGCAGCGUUUGCACAGACGUCCCGAGUACUUGCAACAGUUCGAGGCGUACCUGGCAUCCAACAUUGGAAUGAUAUUCGAUGUAACUUCACGCAGUUUGAGAUGAUUGCUAGGAAUGUACCUAAGGUGUUUUUUCUCGCACAUGUUAACUAGCACAAAUUGUAUUAAAACACAUUUUAAUUACCAGUAA
Anopheles funestus (African malaria mosquito) is the source of this 1910-nucleotide messenger RNA. RefSeq lists its product as uncharacterized. Gene Ontology annotation, biological process: regulation of cell cycle; DNA-templated transcription; regulation of transcription by RNA polymerase II. Gene Ontology annotation, cellular component: nucleoplasm; transcription repressor complex. Gene Ontology annotation, molecular function: DNA binding. The coding region runs from base 195 to 1826 and encodes 543 amino acids. The transcript is spliced from 2 exons. The record is from RefSeq and is a predicted model, not a curated record. NCBI's taxonomy places the organism in Eukaryota, Metazoa, Arthropoda, Insecta, Diptera, Culicidae.